Molecule: messenger RNA, 754 nt
Organism: Babesia bovis T2Bo
Lineage: Eukaryota; Apicomplexa; Aconoidasida; Piroplasmida; Babesiidae
Product: Biotin-requiring enzyme family protein
Exons: 3
Coding region: 101-634 (177 amino acids)
Cellular component (GO): cytoplasm
Molecular function (GO): lipoic acid binding; acetyltransferase activity
Source: RefSeq, a predicted model, not a curated record
GAACUGGUUAUAAUCUUGGGAAAGAACGGACACACUAGAUAGUCCAUAUCAAAACAGUACACCUUACCCCGAAAACAAUUUAACACAAAAACGUAGCAUAAUGUAUAACAUAAUCCGAAUUCGAUUAGCACCGAAAUUGGUCCCUGCACUUCCCACCUGCCUAAGAAGACAAGUAACACGGAAAUUUACCGUACUUAGCAGGGGAAUUACUGCACAUACGUCAACAAAUGAUAUCGCAUACUGCCAAGAUUUGGCCCUAAGAACACAUUCCACCGUUGAUGCCAAAGGACUCCUGCAGCCAAAGAACGAUGAACUUGGAACGCCAGUAGACACUGGUACGCUAUUCAUAGUAAAAGUACCGCAUAUCGGGAGAGAUGUCAAACACAGUAAAAUACAACAAUGGCACAAACAAAGAGGUGAUGAAGUUGAUGUCGGCGACCUCAUAUGCGUUCUAGAGACAGACCAGGUGCUGGUAAACGUACAGUCACAACUUUCGGGAACUAUAGUAGAAACCGUUGGAAAUGAAGGUUGUAGAGUAAAAGUUGGAGCUGACCUUAUCAUUAUACGCCGUCCAACCGAAGAGAAUGAGGACGAACUAGAAACAGAAGAAGAAUGUGAACAUGAAUCGUACUAAGGAAAUACUAAACACCGGACUGAAUUAACGGAUGUAACACUACAUACAGGAUAGUUUCAGUCCCAUUUCCCAAUUAUACCGGCGGUUCAUACAACUAACAUAAUAAUUUAUAUCGCAAUA